ACAGAAACUCCAGUCAGGUGCCAGAUGUUGCACCAGGGGUGGGUAGGUGCCGUCCUGUUCUUUCCUUACAACUUGGUAAAGAACCAAACACUGAGGAAGAUUUUGCAUCAGGCCCGUGUGGUGUGUCACUACUACCAGGAGAGACUCAGAAGCUGCCCCAAGCCAUCUCUUCACUGCCAGUGAAACAAAUGGGGGAAGGACCAUGAAGCUGCUGGUGGUCUUUUCCUGCCUGGCCGUACUGCUGCACACAUGCACCUCCUUGCGGAUCUGUGCCUUCAACAUCCAGAGUUUUGGAGACAGCAAGCUGUCUGAUGAGGGGAUCUCAAAAAUUAUUGUGAAGAUCUUGUCCCAGUACGAUAUCGCCCUGGUGCAAGAGGUUCGGGACUCUGACCUCAGUGCUGUCAGCGAAUUGCUGGAGCGGCUGAACAGUGCCUCUAAGCACUCCUACGCCUAUGAGAUCUGUGAGCCCCUGGGUCGGGAGAACUACAAGGAGAUGUACCUCUUCCUCUACAGGACAAAGAGUGUCUCCCUAGUGGACAAGUACCAGUACCCAAACAGAAACAACGCCUUCAGCAGACCGCCUUUCAUUGUGAAGUUCUCACCUCUUGAUGCAAAGGAAGAGUUGCUGAUCCUGGUGCCCCUUCACGCUUCUCCAAAUGAGGCCGUGGCAGAGAUAGACGCCCUCUACGAUGUCUACUUGAAGAUCAUUGACAAGUGGGGGACUGAUAACAUGAUGUUCAUGGGAGACUUCAACGCCGACUGCAGCUAUGUGGGGAAGAAGGACUGGGCCUCCAUCCGCCUGCGUACUAGCGAGUUCUUUAAGUGGCUCAUCUCGGACUCCACAGACACCACCGUGGGCAAGUCCAAUUGUGCCUAUGACAGGAUUGUCGUGAGCGGUUCAAAGCUGAGGAAGUGGGUUGAGCCCCAGUCUGCCAAAGUGUUUGACUUCAAGAGUGCUUUCAAGCUGAGCCAAGAGGAGGCUCUGGCGGUCAGCGAUCAUUUCCCAGUGGAGGUGACGCUGAAGUCUCGCUGAAGCUCCUCGUGGCCUCACAGCCCUGCUUGGACACCUGCGCAUACCAGCAGGGAGUACAUGCAUGGAAACUGCAGGGGCACCUGGCUGCAGCCAUCACUCCCACCCCUGUGUGUGUAUGUGUUUUCACUCCACAGCUACAUGCCCAUCUCAUGACGUGCAUCACUCAGAGAUUUGUGCAGCUGUCUUACACAGAGUCUGACCAUUGUUCCAUCCAGCCCACCUUUUCUGAUUGACAGCUGCUCUCUGAGCUCUCAGGUGAAGGACAGCUUUUUCCUCAUCUUGAGACAUUUUUAACUCAAUGGUGGGAAACAUGUGGCUCUCUCCAAAUGGUGUUGGACGCCAUCUCCCAGCCACUCCCAGCCAGCAUAGUGAAUGAUCAAGAAUGAUGGGAACUGGAAUCUGGAGUCACCUGGUGGGCCACAGAUCUCCCACCUCUGCUUUAGCUGGAGAUGCUGCACUUUCAGCAGGCAAAGCAAGUUCUCUCCCCAGGGCCGGCACCAGAAGGCGGCCAUGUUGGGCCCUGCAGCCCAGAGGGGCCCCUGAAGGACCCCUCCUUAGGGUGGGAGGGUAGCGCUCCUGUUCUGUGAUCCGCAGCAGGGUUGGGUCCUACAACCCAACGCUACCGUGGAUCGUUGAGAGGGAGCUGUCAGGCACUUCCCCAAUACAGAUAGCACAAGCAUCAAAUAUAUCUGUACACACGCCCCACCUACCUCACCCGUCAGUGUGAAUGCUGUGCACGCUGUGUGUGCAUGCCUUCCAUCACCCAAGAUGGCAGCAGGAGCUUCCCUAAGGGGCUGACUACUCCACCACCACAUUGGUCAAUGGCAGGCAUGUGCACUAUGUGAGCACAUCAUUCACACAAUACAAGAGGUAGGUGGGGGACACGGGGGGACUUAUUAGCCGCGCCACCUAUAUUGGGUGUGCAUGUGUUGGACUAUAGUGCCACGGGCCUAGGGCAGGCUGGUGCCCGAGGGCCCACUCAUGCCUGACGCUGGCCCUGGCUCUCCCAGUGUCCUCUGUGUACUGUAGUCUGACGUGACACUGAUGUUUUCCAGCCUGCUUCUGGUCCAUCCCCUUUGCGAGUCACCUGGGUUGAGUUGGAGGGCAUCAAAAAAGCACCGAGAGACCCAACAUGGCGCAGUGCAAGAGUGGGGAAACCUGUGGCCCUCCAGCUAUUGCUUAGCGGAAGGGCUGUAGCUCAGUUGGCAGAGCAUCUGCCUUGCAUGCAGAAGGCGCCAGGUUCAGUCUCCCGGUAGGGCUGGGAGAGACUCCUGCCUGAAACUCUGGAAAGCCGCUGCCAGUCAGUGUAGACAAUACUGAACGAGAUGGCCCAAUGGUCUGACUCUGUAUAAGGCCGCUUCCUGUGUUCCUUGCUGGACUAAAGCGGCCAUCAUCCCUGCCUGCUGACUGUGCUCACAGGGGCUGAUGGGAGAUGGGAGUCCAGCAACAGCUGAUGGGCCACAGGUUCCCCCACCUGGCACAAUGGAUUGGGGAAGAACUGGGUUCAAAUCCCCACUCAGCCGUGAAGCGCUGGAUGACUUUGGAGAGACUUUAACCUACCUCAUGUGGUUGUUGUGAUAAAUAAAAGGGGCAGGGAGGGAACCAUGAACACAUGAUAAAUAAAUAAAUUAUAAAUAGAUAUUAUAUAGAUAU
This is a messenger RNA of Rhineura floridana, 2686 nucleotides long. RefSeq names its product deoxyribonuclease 1 like 2 (gene DNASE1L2). Gene Ontology annotation, biological process: DNA catabolic process. The transcript is spliced from 9 exons. Gene Ontology annotation, molecular function: DNA nuclease activity. NCBI's taxonomy places the organism in Eukaryota, Metazoa, Chordata, Lepidosauria, Squamata, Rhineuridae. Bases 203 to 1033 code for a protein of 276 amino acids. Gene Ontology annotation, cellular component: nucleus. The record is from RefSeq and is a predicted model, not a curated record.